UGCCGGGUAAUGUAAACAAACCUGGUGAGGCUCCGGUGGGUCUGCAGGGCGCCCGGUUACCUGGGGAGGACAAAUAAUGAACAGAUCCACUUAGCGGUGCUUCUCCACAUCAAUUAUGGUUCGCCUAACAGUGGAUCUAAUCGCUAAAAGCAGGAACCGCAAGGAUGAAACUCCUGCGCAGCGUCUCAAGAGAAUAACUCACUUGAAUUUCGCAAACAAAAAUAUUGAUGACAUUGAAGAUUUGUCCGUGUGCAGAAAUCUCACAGUACUAUACCUUUAUGAUAACCAUAUUACCAACAUCAGAAAUCUGGGAUUUGCAUCAAAUCUGACACAUUUGUAUCUGCAGAAUAACUGUAUUUCCUGCAUAGAAAACCUGAGUGGAUUGAAAAGACUUGAGAAACUGUAUCUGGGUGGUAAUCACCUCACAGUUAUUGAGGGAUUAGAAGGCCUCGAAGAACUGAGAGAACUACAUAUUGAAAAUCAGCACCUUCCACCCGGUGAAAGGUUAUUGUUUGACCCAAGAAGUCUCCAUUCCCUUGGUAAGUCACUUUAUGUCCUGAAUGUCAGCAAUAACAAUAUUGAUGACCUGAAAGAGCUGGCAGUGUUGGAAAAUAUAACCCAUUUUAUGGCUACAGACAAUCAAAUUCAAGAAAUGAAGGAUCUGGAAUUUGUUUUGAGCAAAUGGACAAAGAUUUGGAGAAUGGAUCUGAGUGGGAAUCCAGUUAGCGUGAAGCCAAAAUACAGAGAUGAAGUUAUAGUUCUCUCAAAGACUUUAGAGAUCCUAGAUGGUAAGGAAAUAAAGGAGAUGGCACGCAAAUUCUUAAUUAAUUGGAAAGCAUCACGGGAUGCCCGGAAGAAGAGUCGCGAGGAAAACCUGGCAAGCCAACCAGCCUACCCACCGGCAUAUGGCUUUGAAUAUUCACCAUCCCUGGUGCCUCUUGGAUAUCAGUAUCCAAAACAUUUAGAUAAGUAUAUGCUGAUGACUCAAAGUGGACUGAAACAAGUUCCCCUCCAAAAUUCAGUGGGAAAAAGAGUCAUUAACAUCUCUGAAGACAUUCGACUUCUAGCUGUAAAGGAUCCCGCAAGCUCACUGCCUGAACAGGAGGUUCCCGAGCCACACGUGCAUAGUCACGCGGUGCUGUAAGAACAAGAGGACCUCGAUCUCCCCAUGCCUCGGAUAGUUCUCCUGCUUCUCCAUACGCAAUAAACCCAACCUGGACUAUGUUUUCAACAUGAAUGUUUAGGCGUUGUAGAGAUGUGCACUACACCGAGUCCAUACCCAUUAUAGCAAAACUUGCAAGCAGAUGUUAUGGACAAAAUAG
Messenger RNA from Spea bombifrons (plains spadefoot toad), 1322 nucleotides. It is a transcript of the gene PPP1R42, whose product is annotated as protein phosphatase 1 regulatory subunit 42. The transcript has 9 exons. The record is from RefSeq and is a predicted model, not a curated record. Gene Ontology annotation, molecular function: protein binding. Lineage: Eukaryota; Metazoa; Chordata; Amphibia; Anura; Pelobatidae. The coding region runs from base 116 to 1144 and encodes 342 amino acids.